This is a messenger RNA of Sabethes cyaneus, 3729 nucleotides long. RefSeq lists its product as uncharacterized. Lineage: Eukaryota; Metazoa; Arthropoda; Insecta; Diptera; Culicidae. Gene Ontology annotation, molecular function: chitin binding. The transcript has 3 exons. The record is from RefSeq and is a predicted model, not a curated record. Gene Ontology annotation, cellular component: extracellular region. The coding region runs from base 1 to 3729 and encodes 1242 amino acids.
AUGAACGUUACAUGGACCAUAGUUGGUCUGGUGUUGGUAGUGCUUGGAGCGGCAGUUUCCGGACAGGAUGAUCUGUGUGAAGACCGGGCAAACUUUAGCCUCGUUCGGCAUGAGGAGUUCUGCUACCGGUACUUUAUAUGCAUCAGUGGCGAUGCCUAUUUGAUGCGCUGCAGCGGUGAUUUGUGGUUCGAUGAAGAAACGCAAAGCUGUCGUAGUCCGGAGCUGGUGACCUGCGAUGUGGAAGAACCCACUACGCCUGCACCAGUGCCAGGAAUCUGUGAAAACGUGGAGAACAAUCAUCUGGUGAUUCAUCCGGACUUUUGCAAUACGUACUUUAUCUGCAUCGGAGAGCAGGGGACGGCUGUGGUUUGUGCGCUGGGAUUGUGGUUUGAUCCAGAGCAGCAACUGUGUGUCAACGCGUCAGAUGUGGACUGUCCGCAUGGUCCAGUGGGAGCUUCCAGAUGCCGAGACGUGGAAAAUUUUGUUUCUGUCCCUAGUGACAAAUACUGCAAUCGCUACUACAGGUGUAUCCAUGGAUUUGCUUACCCCAUGCUUUGCCCUACUGGUGAAUUUUUUGAACCCGGUAAAGGCGAGUGUACAUCGGAAGUAGAUGUAGAAUGUGACAUGGAACCGUUCGAACCGGAUGAAAGUCCAGUAAUGGGUGUAUGCGAAUUUACGCCAAACAAUUAUCUGACGCCGGACCCUACGGUAUGCAAUAGAUACUACAUUUGCGUUAAUCAGCUAGGUUGGUCAAAACUAUGCGCUGCGGGAUUGUGGUUCGAUGCAGCUGGUCAAACGUGUCGCGAACCAGGGUUUGUCGAUUGUCCACUGGGACCACCGAUGCCCCCAAAGACUACAACAACUCCUUUCAGCCGCUGUGAUGGCGUUCCAAACUUGGCCUACGUUGCAGGCGACGAAUUUUGCUACAGCUACUUUCAAUGCCGAGAGGGUGCUCCGUUCCCAAUCACCUGUAGAGACGGUCUCUGGUUUUCAGUGGAAGCUCAGAUCUGUGUCGAACCGGGUACAUUUGAGUGCGAUCUUGAUGAUUCUUCACCACCAACUACUCCAACUCCAGGCAUCUGCACGAAUGUGGCUGACGGUGUCCUCGUUCAGCAUCCCUUACAUUGCAACCAGUACUACCUAUGUGCCGGCCAAGUCGGAGUUCCAACAAUAUGUCCCGUAGGCUUAUGGUUCGACGAGCUUAAUCAAAUAUGCAGCAAUCCAGCGAACGUAAACUGCCCGCACGGACCAGCAACGCCUGCACCCGAUCCGUUUGCAGUGUGUGAAAACGUCUUUGAAUAUCGAUUCGUCCGCGACGAAGACUACUGCUAUCGUUACGUGCAGUGCAUCGGUGGAACUCCAUAUCCUCUCGUAUGUCACGACGGACUGUGGUUUGACCAGGAACGUCAGACAUGCGAUCGUUCGGAAUACAUUGAAUGUGACGGCAUCCAGCCACCCGACGUUCGACCGCCAGACUACUCCGGAUCGUGCGAAAACAUCGAAGAUGGCCUACUAGUACCUCACCAUACCUUCUGCAAUGAAUAUUUCCUCUGUGUUCACGAAGUCGGAUGGCCGAUCAUUUGUCCUCUCGGGUUGUGGUUCGAUGUUGAGCAGCAAACAUGUUCGCUUGCAGGGCGCGCCCAGUGCCAUCUGGCACCCGAACGUCCACCGAUCAGCGAAGAUCCGUACGCCAUGUGUCGUGGAAUUCCGGAGAACGCUUACCUACGCGACCCAGAUUCCUGCUACCGGUACUACAAGUGUGUGAGUGGUUCACCUUUCCCAAUGAUCUGUCCCAACGAACAGUGGUUCGAUGAACGGCAGCAAAGCUGCCGAAACGCCACGCUAGUCACAUGCCCAAUCGAAGAGGAACAAACACGCCCACCUCCGACGCAGGGUGUGUGCACCGGAGUAGCCAACUCCGUUCAGGUCCCGAAUCGACGAGCCUGCAAUCAGUUCUACACCUGCGUCGACGGAGUAGCAUUCCCACAGAUUUGCGCCUACGGACUUUGGUUCAAUGAAGCCGAACAAACCUGUUCGCCGCCGACAGAAACCAGCUGCGACUUGGGACCUCCCACGACGACUACAACCGCACCCCAUCCGUGGGCAUUGUGCGACGGUAUCCCAAACUACACGUACGUUCCUAGUCCGAACUACUGCUACCGUUUCUUCCAGUGUAUCGAUGGAGCACCAUUCCCGAUGCAUUGCGCCGGUAAUUUGUGGUUCGACCGAGAGCGGCAAAUCUGCGCCGACUCCCAGGAAGUCUUUUGCAUUGUCAAUCCAAAUCCGCCGGUUGUUCCACCGACUCCGGGAAUUUGCUCCGGUCGAGCCAACGGACGGCAGGUUUCCAGUCCACGAGCGUGCAAUCAGUUCUAUGUCUGCGUAGAUGAGAUCGGUUAUGCUCUGGUGUGUCCCGAUUCGCUAUGGUUCGACGAAUUUCACCAGAUUUGUUCGUCACCUUCCUUUACAUACUGUCCACUAGCUCCGGUAGUAACCACACCAUCACCAUACGAACGCUGCUUAGACAUACCCGAUUAUGGCAGCGUUAGAAAUGAUUACUAUUGCUACCGGUUCUUCCAGUGUAUAGAGGGAAUCUCUUAUCCAAUGAUUUGUCGAGUCGGACUUUGGUUCGAUGCAGAACGUCAAACGUGUGAUUUAAUGCAAAACGUCCAGUGCGAACUACGUCCGGGAAAUCCCGGACCAAUCAUUCCAACUCCAGAAAUUUGUGCGGGGGUUCCCGACGGAAGUUUCGAAAGAAACUGGAGCUUCUGCAAUCAGUACUAUCUUUGCGUGGGGGAAGAAGCUUUCCCGCAGAUCUGCCCGGAUGGUUUAUGGUUCGAUGACUACCGGGAAACGUGCAACUUUCCCGCUUCAGUCUACUGCCCGCUGGGAGCUUCGACUGCAGCACCAACACCGGAAGAACGAUGCUACGGAGUGCCAGACCUAUCGUACCUCUCCAACGACGUUUACUGCUAUCGAUACUACCAAUGUGUCGAUGGAAUUUCCUAUCCACUGAUUUGCGGUAGCCAUUUAUGGUUUUCGGAAGCGUCACAAUCCUGUCAGAGCGUUGACGUUGUAGACUGCGAUGGAGAGACUCGUCCACCGGACGUCCCACCGACUGAAGGUAUCUGCAUCGGACUGGAAAACGGUCGCCAGGUCCUGAAUCCUGACUUCUGCAAUCAAUUCUACGUAUGCAUCGAUGAGGUUGGCUUCGCACAGAUUUGUCCGUUUGGACUUUGGUUCGAUGACUUUUCGCAAAGCUGUGUCUCACCGUUGGAAGCCGAAUGUCCUCACGGAUUGAACCCCACCGUGCCCCCUACCGAAAACAUAUGCUCCGGGAUACCAGACGGAACUAAAGUUGCCAAUCCAACGGAUUGUGCCUGGUUCUACAUUUGCAUCAACAAUGCAGGAUUCCGGUCGCCCUGUCCGGAAGAUAUGCUUUUUGAUCGAAACCAGCUACAGUGCGUACCGGCCGACGAAGCCGAAUGUGCUGACGAUGUAGGGCCCAGCCCCGCUCCGGGUCCAUGCUACGGUGUUGAGGACGGUACACUGGUUAGGAAUCCGUUCAACUGUGCGGCCUAUUACGAGUGUUUGAACGGUUACGGGUAUCCCUCGUACUGUCCGUCCGGGCAGUACUUCAGCGAAGAACUGCAGCGAUGCGAUGUGGCGGAGAAUGUAGACUGCAGCGUAGAGGAAGAGUCGACUACGCCGGAAGCUGACGAAGAGGAAUGA